Messenger RNA from Lathyrus sativus (Indian pea), 495 nucleotides. The record is from the annotation of a GenBank genome assembly. NCBI's taxonomy places the organism in Eukaryota, Viridiplantae, Streptophyta, Magnoliopsida, Fabales, Fabaceae.
AUGGGCUUACAAAACCAACUAAACGACGUGUCGUCUGAUUCAAUUCCACUUCUUGUGUUGAUGCACAUCGCCACCUGCGUUAACUACAUCAGAACCAUGCUCCUCGCUCUCUUCCAAUCCAUCGGCCUCUCGCGUCUCCGAACCGAUCAGAUCGUCGACGACCACUUCCUAGCCGCCGUCGGAUCAGGUCUCGCCGGAAUCAUCCUCCUCUCCGAUCAACUAUCUCUCAACAACCAACACUUCUACACAUACGAAGACGCUGCUUCCGCGGAUAACCACCGCUGCGUGUUUUGUCAAUCAACUUUCGAAAACGGCGACCACGUCCGCAAACUCCCCUGCCGUCACGUCUUCCACCGCCACUGUCUCAACGGUUGGUUUCAUCGAUACAACUUCAAUUGUCCGUUGUGCCGGUCUUCGCUUAUCUCCGACGAGCGCGUGGCUCUCACCGAACGCCGUGUCGGUCGCCAACUCAUCUCGUGGUUUACCCUUCGCUGA